Tinamus guttatus (white-throated tinamou) is the source of this 1434-nucleotide messenger RNA. It is a transcript of the gene THNSL2, whose product is annotated as threonine synthase like 2. Gene Ontology annotation, molecular function: pyridoxal phosphate binding. Gene Ontology annotation, biological process: 2-oxobutyrate biosynthetic process; dephosphorylation. Lineage: Eukaryota; Metazoa; Chordata; Aves; Tinamiformes; Tinamidae. The record is from RefSeq and is a predicted model, not a curated record.
AUGGAGUACGUCAGCACGCGGGGAGGCCCUGGCACCGUGGGCUUCGAAGAAGCCCUCUUCUCCGGCUACGCGCCCGACGGCGGCCUCUUCAUGCCCAGCGCCGUGCCCCGGCUCGAGGCGCACACGCUGCGGAGCUGGAGCUCCUUCUCCUACCCACGGCUGGUCAAGGAGCUCUGCGCCCUCUUCGUUGCCGCCGAGCUCAUCCCCAGGAGCGUGCUGGAGGACCUGAUUGACAGGGCCUUCAGCAGGUUCAGACACAAGGACGUGGUCCAUCUGACCAGGCUGAAAGAUGGGCUGAACGUUUUGGAGCUCUGGCAUGGGGCCACUUACGCAUUUAAGGACCUGUCUCUGUCCUGCACGGGGCAGUUUUUACAAUAUUUCCUGGAGAAAAAGCAAAAGCACCUUUCUAUUCUGGUGGGGACGUCAGGGGACACAGGGAGCUCAGCAAUUGAGAGUGUGAGAGGCCAGAAGAACAUGGACAUCUUUGUUCUGCUGCCCCAUGGACUCUGCACCCAGACACAGGAGCUUCAGAUGACCACUGUCAUUGAAGAAAACGUCCACGUCUUUGAUGUUCAUGGGAACAGCGAUGAAAUCGAUGAGCCGAUCAAGGAGUUAUUUGCCGAUACUGAUUUUGCCAGAAAGCACAACCUGAUGAGCUUGAAUUCGGUCAACUGGUCGAGGAUCAUGGUGCAGAUUGCUCACCACUUCUACGCUUACUUCCAGUGUGCACCAUCCCUAGAUACCAGCCCUCUGCCCAUGGUAGAAAUUGUUGUGCCAACUGGAGGAGGAGGAAACAUCACAGCUGGCUGCAUUGCCCAGAAAAUGGGCCUUCCGAUCCGACUUGUUGCCGUGGUUAACAGCAAUGACAUCAUUCACAGGGCUGUUCAGCAUGGAGAUUUCUCACUGUCAGGCACUGUAAAGGCUACAUUAGCAUCAGCCAUGGAUAUCCAGGAGCCAUACAACAUGGAGAGGAUCCUCUGGCUGCUUUCUGACGGUGACAGCAGCCUCAUCAAAACUCUGAUGGAGCAAUUCAGUGUGUCCAAAAGCCUCAAGCUUCCUGAGAAUUUGCACAGGAAGCUGGCGCAGACGCUGGACUCGUGCGCGGCCUCUGACGAGGACAUCAUGAGAGCGAUGAGGCGCUGCUGGGAGGAGAACCGCUACCUGCUGUGCCCCCACUCUGCGGUAGCCGCUCACUACCACUACGCACAGCUGGGCUGCGGGAGCCGCAGCACGCCUCGCUGUUGCUUGGCCCCGGCCUCCGCGGCCAAGUUUCAGGACGCUCUGCUCAGAGCUGGCCUCGUUCCCGAUGUCCCUCCUGAAAUCAGUGCCCUAACCACGCUGGAGACCAGGUCAACCCCUUUGAAGAAGGGAGAAGAUUGGGCAAAAGUGCUCCGGGAGCGAAUAGAAGAGUUGGCGCAGCAGAGGAAGCCCUAG